AUCGCAACGGGAAGUGGAAAGAUGAAUUGGGAGCAUGAGGUCAGUGAGGUUGAGGGCACGAUGGCGCACGAGGUAGGCAAGAUCGUGUAUAAUCGGACGAGUGGAAAGAGGACUGUAUUGACGAAUUCGAGCAUGGCUGUACCGUAUGAGGAGGAGGAAAACAAGACCGACGUGCUUGUUUUACCGGAUUGGAAGUUCGUGGAGGAGAUCAAGCCGGAGCAGGCAUCUGAUCUUGUCUCUCAUUUCGUCGACGAGCAGGCCGAGGCGGGAAAGGGGUUGAAGGUACGUGAUGCGGAGUGGGAUGCGAUCGUCCUGAUCUGCUCCCACCGCAAACGCGACAAACGCUGUGGUAUUACAGCCCCCUAUCUCCGCAACGAAUUCGAACGCUCCCUCCGCUCCCAUAACCUCUGGCGUGAUCCUGACGACUCGCGCCCCAACGGCGGAGUGGGAGUCUUCUUCGUCUCUCACAUCGGGGGUCACAAGUUCGCUGGAAACGUGAUUAUCUACCGGAAAGAGAAGGGAGAGGGAAUUUGGUAUGGGAAGGUUGAGCCGUGUCAUGUUGAGAGGAUCGUGGAGGAAACGGUUGUUAGUGGGAUGGUGUUUGAGGGGUUGUUGAGG
Molecule: messenger RNA, 618 nt
Organism: Saitoella complicata NRRL Y-17804
Lineage: Eukaryota; Fungi; Ascomycota; Saitoellomycetes; Saitoellales; Saitoellaceae
Product: Sucraseferredoxin-like protein
Exons: 1
Source: RefSeq, a predicted model, not a curated record